GACUGGUGCUUGCACAAGGGGACCUUUCCUAAGCAUGGGAAAGGCACGUCUUCUUAGUCAGCCAAUAGAAAUCGAGAGUUUCCGAUCCCUCAUUAGCAUGUCAGCCCUAUAAAUAGGAGCAGCGCGAAGCGAGCAGGUUACUCUUAUCCGUUCUGUUGUUUUGUAGUUAGUGACGGUUUUCUGCAGCCAUGCCCGAGCCAGCCAAGUCUGCGCCGGCGCCCAAGAAGGGCUCCAAGAAAGCGGUGACCAAGACGCAGAAGAAGGGCGACAAGAAGCGCAAGAAGAGCCGCAAGGAGAGCUACUCCAUCUACGUGUACAAGGUGCUGAAGCAGGUGCACCCGGACACGGGCAUCUCCUCCAAGGCCAUGAGCAUCAUGAACUCCUUCGUCAACGACAUCUUCGAGCGCAUCGCCGGCGAAGCCUCCCGCCUGGCCCACUACAACAAGCGCUCCACCAUCACCUCCCGCGAGAUCCAGACCGCCGUGCGCCUCCUGCUGCCCGGGGAGCUGGCCAAGCACGCCGUCUCCGAAGGCACCAAGGCCGUCACCAAGUACACCAGCUCCAAGUGAAAAGGGGGAAGGGAUCCAAAGCCCUCUUCGAAACCCAAAGGCUCUUUUAAGAGCCAC
Molecule: messenger RNA, 626 nt
Organism: Heteronotia binoei (common prickly gecko)
Lineage: Eukaryota; Metazoa; Chordata; Lepidosauria; Squamata; Gekkonidae
Product: histone H2B 1/2/3/4/6
Exons: 1
Coding region: 189-569 (126 amino acids)
Cellular component (GO): nucleosome
Molecular function (GO): DNA binding; structural constituent of chromatin; protein heterodimerization activity
Source: RefSeq, a predicted model, not a curated record